Messenger RNA from Pterocles gutturalis (yellow-throated sandgrouse), 465 nucleotides. RefSeq names its product mitochondrial ribosomal protein L20 (gene MRPL20). Gene Ontology annotation, molecular function: rRNA binding; structural constituent of ribosome. Gene Ontology annotation, cellular component: ribosome. NCBI's taxonomy places the organism in Eukaryota, Metazoa, Chordata, Aves, Pterocliformes, Pteroclidae. The transcript has 4 exons. Gene Ontology annotation, biological process: translation; ribosomal large subunit assembly. The record is from RefSeq and is a predicted model, not a curated record. The annotation marks the transcript as partial.
AGCCGCCUGACCGACCGUUUCUGGAGGGUGCAGGAGGUGCUCAAGUAUGCACGGCAUUUUCGUGGAAGGAAGAACCGCUGCUAUAAGCUGGCUGUACGAAGUGUUCGGAGAGCUUUUGUGAAGUCUACAAAGGCCAGAAGACAGAAGAAGAGAUUCCUGAGAGCGCUCUGGAUCACGAGGAUUGAAGCAGCUUCUCUCGAACAUGGUUUGAAAUACCCAGCUUUCAUAAGCAAUCUGCUUAAGUCCCAGGUGGAGCUGAACAGGAAGAUGCUUGCUGAUUUGGCUAUUUAUGAGCCAAAGACCUUCAAGUCCCUCGCUGCCUUAGCCCAGAGGAGGAGACAAGAAGGCUUCCUUGCUGCCCUGGGAGAUGGGAAAGAACCAGAAGGGAUAUUUUCACGUAUUGUACACCACUACUGAUGUUAAAUGAGUCUAAAGAUCCGUGUUGUAAACAGGAACUCGCAUUGC